AUGUGCAUGUCAGACAACAGCUCACAGUUUAUUUCGCAUGAAUUUAAGGAGUUCAGUCAUCAGUGGAGUUUCGCUCUUGUGACAAGCUCCCUGACAUACCCUCAGAGUAAGGGGAAAGUUGAGGCAGCUAUCAAGUCAGCAAAGGCAGUUAUCAAGAAAUCUAGAAAGGCCAAGACAGAUCCUUAUCUUGCACUUCUUGAAUACAGGAACACACCCAGUCAGGGAAUGGACAAUAGCUCAGUGGUACAACUCAUGAGCAGACAGACAAGAACCCAAGUCCCUACCUUACCACGGCUCCUUAGACCAGUAGUUGAUCAUAAUGUCCAUGACAAGCUGCUAAUCAACAAGGAACAUCAAGCAAGUAAUUACCACAAGGGAGCCAAAGAUACUGAAGAGCUUAAAAGCGGAGAUACAGUGCAUUUAAUUCCUUCUUGA
Molecule: messenger RNA, 435 nt
Organism: Pocillopora verrucosa
Lineage: Eukaryota; Metazoa; Cnidaria; Anthozoa; Scleractinia; Pocilloporidae
Biological process (GO): DNA integration
Molecular function (GO): nucleic acid binding
Source: RefSeq, a predicted model, not a curated record